Molecule: messenger RNA, 3922 nt
Organism: Saccostrea echinata
Lineage: Eukaryota; Metazoa; Mollusca; Bivalvia; Ostreida; Ostreidae
Product: exportin-T-like
Exons: 28
Coding region: 101-2989 (962 amino acids)
Biological process (GO): tRNA re-export from nucleus
Cellular component (GO): nuclear pore; nuclear matrix; cytoplasm
Molecular function (GO): small GTPase binding; tRNA binding
Source: RefSeq, a predicted model, not a curated record
AGAAAUUUGAAAUCCAGUAAAUAAUCUAUCUUUAGGCUUUAGACAUGGUGUAGAUACCUCAGAAGUUUUUCUCUAUCGAGAACCUGUUUUAUAUUUUGUGAUGGAUGAGGAUGCUCUACGUGGAUUGGACCCUCGUGCUGAUCCACAGCUCCAGACUAGGGCUCUCCAGUACUUUGAGCAACUGAAAACAUCAGGAGAUGGAUGGAAGUUAUGUGCUGCAGCAUUUACAAAUGGAAGUUACUUUGGGAAUGAUCACGUGAGGUUUUUCUGUCUUCAGGUCAUUGAGCAUUACCUGAAAUUACAAUACAGAGAGGCAGGCAUUGAAGAUCAACAGAGUAUGAGAAAUCUCAUUUGUACCUGUCUGCAGCUGAUGGGAAAUGAGUCAAACCAAGACCGAAGUUUUUUACGAAACAAAGUAGCCCAGAUUGCCUCCCUCGCCUUUGUUAUGGACUAUCCCCACCGUUGGCCCUCAUUCUUUACUGACCUGAUAGGAAUUCUGUCCCCAAGUGCCAAGGCCGUAGACAUUUACCUCCGAGUGUUACUAAGUAUAGACAGCGAGGUUGUAGACAGGGAAAUUGUUCAUACUUAUGAGGAGAUCCAAAGAAACACUGUCAUUAAGGAUGCCAUGAGGGAACAGAGUGUGGUACAACUAACGGAGACAUGGUACACUAUAUUGACCCAGUUUCAGUCCAGUAACCCUGAGGUCACUUGUAUGUGUCUGGACGUCAUCGGGAAGUUUGUCACUUGGAUAGAUAUAAAUCUCAUUGCCAAUGAUAAAUUUGUACAGGUGCUGUUGGAGUUUAUGUCCAUGCCUCUACUGAGAGAGAGUGCAUGUGAUUGUAUCCAUGAUAUCAUAAACAAAGGCAUGGAACCAGUGGCCAAGACAAAACUCAUCGAGUCCUUUACAUCAAUUUUACAAGCUCGAGGCAUCUUCAACCCUCAAGAGGAGGAAGAAGGGGAUUAUUUAUCCAAGCUGUCUAAGCUGAUCAAUGGAAUUGGGGUCAACCUCAUCAUCAGCUGGCAAAAAUUACAGAAGAUGGAUGACCAGGAAAAUAGUCGGGUUACCAUGGCAGCCCUGGAGGAGAAGGUACCGUUGAUGUUCCGUUUCCUUGGUGAUGAGGACGAUGAUGUAUCUGGGGCGGUGGUCGCGUUCGUACAGGAAUACAUUGGUGUUCUGAAACAACUGAAGCAGCUGUCUCCAAAACACAGAGAACAUAUUGAGGGUCUCUUGUAUAUUGUGAUAAAGAAGAUGAAAUAUGAUGACUCCUACAAUUUCGACCAUGAGGGAGAGGAAGAGGCCAUGUUUCAAGAGUACAAGAAACAACUUAAAACCAUCUUCACAAACCUGGCAGCCCUGGAUACAGAGCUGAUGGUGGUGACAGUCCAUAACCUGGUAAGUCAGACCCUGCCCAGGUGGGAGGCCAUGAAGGUGUGUGACAUUGAGGUAGCCAUUACAAUGCUGUACAUGCUGGGGGAGGCCCUGCCAGGUUCCCAAAGUCAACAGUUCAACCCCGAUAUUUCCAAGGCCAGUCCCCUACAAAAUAUGAUGAGGAUGCUCAUCACUAGUCGAGUCAGCUGUCAAGGUCACAUGAUCGUGGAGCUGCAGUUUUUUGAAACCGUCACACGAUAUGAAAAAUUCUUCCUUGCUGAGCCUCAGCAUAUUCCAGAUGUACUGAUGGCCUUCACAGAUGAACGUGGUUUUCGUCAUGAGUCGGCUCAAGUCAGAAGUCGGACUUCUUAUUUAUUUUCAAGGUUCAUCAAAGGACUGAAGGGUCAGUUGAAUCCAUACGUAGAGGAAGUGUUGAGCCGGGUUCAGGAUUUACUGGUCCUCAACACACCAGACAAUGGGUACCAGCAUCUCCUGUCCAAUGAGGACCAGUUAUUUAUUUAUGAGACCGUCAGCAGUCUUAUUGUCUCCAGUAGUCUCUCACCAGAGAGAAAACACCAUCUCAUGAAAGAGUUACUUUCCCCUAUUGCCAGUAAAUUCGAGAGUUUGUUGAACAAGCUUCAGGUGGAGACUGAUGAAAAACGGCAGUAUGCCUAUGCUCAGAGCAUUAACAUGGCUACAUCAUUAGCCAGCCGAGUGAGUAAAGGUUUUUCUAGUCAGCAAACUAUGCAGGCUUGUGGUUGUGUGGAGACAUUUACAGACCUCCUAAAGAUCUUCCUUCAGGCGGUAAAUGUCCCCACCCACCGACAGCUGAUACAGAUGGGGGUCAGGCAGUACCUCCACAGAAUGGUGGUCUGUUUAGAGAAGGAAAUCCUGCCAUUUGUCCCCAUUGUUUUGGAGAACCUGCUGAAACAACCCGAGGCUAAGGAACUCCAUGACUUCUUACCUCUGAUGAACCAGUUAAUCAUGAAAUUCAAAUCUGCCAUAGUUCCCUUUCUACAACAAGUGUUCAUGCCUUUAGUCAGCACCAUCUUCCAAGUUCUGUCGACCCCUACAGAUGACCUUGACCAGGUCACGGCCGUAGAGAAGAAGAUGCUACAAAGAAGUUACUAUUUAUUUUUGUCCACAAUUAUAUCUAACGACUGUCUGGAUGUUCUCAAAAACCAAGAAAUGAAUAACCUUCAUAACUUACUUGUGACCAUUGUCCAAGGAGCAGCGGACAUUCCAGACCCACAGAGUCAAAAAAUGUGUUACAACAUCAUGCGAAAGCUGAUAGAGACUUGGGGUGGAAACAAUGGAUUGGUGGGUUUCGUGGAUUUUAUGUACAAGAGUUUCCUACCAGCUUGCUUCCUUGGUCCCAUGAAACCCACAUUUGAUUUGAAUGAUGGACAAACUUCAUUGGCACUUGGAGAAUGUGCACAUUGUCUAAAGAGUAUGGUUGAUAAAAGAGGCCAGGAGUUUUUGUCUUACCUGUCCAUGGAUUACCUGCCCAAACUUAAUGUACCUGCUGAAAACAUCCAGGAAUUCUGUGAAGCUUUAAAGACAGAUUAUAAAACUUUUAGAACUUAUUUAAAGAAUUUUUUCAUGAAGGCAAAGUCAUGACACAGGAUUGAACUCAGAAAGGGAGAUAACUUUUACCAACGUAGAUAUAGUGACCAUUCACAUUGUCAAUGCAUGCUGCUUAGUUCCACCAAAGAGGACUCUAAUCACAGCUUUUGUGUGAGGCAAUUUAAAAAUAAAGGCUUAAAGAGAAAAAGAAGUUUCCUGGCUGCAUGGAAUCAUUGUGUUAAAUUCUUGGUUGUAAUGAGGAAGUUGCUUUUCAUUAUUUUUCAUUGUCUUGAUGUUAAUUUAUAUCAUAGAAAACACCCAUUUCAUAACAUUGAUAUAUGAAUGUAUGUGUAUGAGAAUGAUUUUCUAGAUCAUGGUUCUGAAUAUACUGUAAAUAAAAAUGUUUUGUUAGAGCUGAUUGUUUAAGAAGGCGACAUGUACAUGUAUUUAAAAAUUGGUGCACUGCAAUGUUUUAAAUGUAAGUUGAAAAGUGUUUUGUUUAAUAAGCUAUUGUUAUUUUUGCAUUCAUUGGGUUAUGUUUUAGAGAAAGAAAGAGAGAGAGAGAGAGAGUCUUGCUAGAUGGUACAACUAACUGACCUUAAAUUUCAAAUCCUGUAAAAAUAGUUGAGUAUAUUUUAGCAGUUCUAAAACUUAAGCUCAUGAAUAUUCCAUAAGGCACAUGCUUUAAACAAGUGCAGUGAUACACAUGAAUUUAAAAAGUAAUAUUCACAAAUUGUAUGGCAAAAAAUAUACACGUUAAAUUAUAAUGUCAGUGUUAUUUUUGAUAAAUGUAAUUCAUGGUUUUAAUGUUUUUUUACUUUAUUUUUUAAAUUUUAUUUACAAAAUGCAAUGAGCAAUGCAUUUAGAAUCAAGGAAAGAUUUCACUCCAGUUAUUUUCUAUUGGCAAUAUAGAUAUUUUCGAUAGUAUACACUGUCUUUUAGUUUGAAUCAUAUGUUUAUAUGUACAAGAAUUGCUUCUUUUUUUUU